ACAGGACAUUGUCUGGCAUUGCUCCGAGGAAGAACAAAACCUUCUCCACCCGUCCUCCAUAUGGGAGAGAGUAGUUGCCGGGGGUCUCCUUUGUGCAGUGGGGUAUUUGGGCGGUUCCGUUUGUCUCAUCUUAGUGCAGCCUCAUCCAGGAUCCCCUCGCAACCGCUCGCUGGAUAGCUUGUUGCUCAAACCCUGAAAACUUGACAUCCUCGCCUGCUCUGAUAGCCUGCCCAUCAUGUCUUACGGCGAGAAUUCUGCCGAGGUGGCAGAGGACUAUCGUCAUGCCUUGGAGGACUUGACCAUGAACUCUCGAUAUGAGAUUACGAACUUGACUGUCGUUGCCCGCGAGAACACGGAGCACGCCCUUGCUAUUUCGGAGGCCCUACAGGACCAUAUCAAAAAGGUUGCGCCUCAGAGAAAGCUGCCGGCCUUGUACGUCCUCGACUCCAUAGUCAAGAAUGUGGGGACUCCGUACACCCUGUUCUUUGGUCGGAAGCUCUAUCAGACGUUCAUGGAUGCCUACGCGUCGGUCGACAAUGUGACCCGGCGCAAAAUGGAUGAGAUGCUGAAGACGUGGAAGGAGCCAGUGCCCGGCUCUAUCGACACCAGGCCGGUGUUUCCGCCGGACGUUGUACGGCCCAUCGAAAACGCGCUGAUCAAGGCGCGGACGACAGCCCUUCAAGCUCAGCAGGAAAGCCUGCGAGGCCAGCAACAGCUUCUCAGCAGAGGACGCGUGGCCAUGCCGUACAGAGAGACGCCAACUCCGCCGGACCCUCGGUCAGGUCCCCAGCAGGCAGGGCCCUAUGGCCAUCCUCCUUUCCCAGGAAUGAACGGAACCCCACUAGGAAAUCCCGCCGCCAUCCAACAAGGCUAUCCCAUCCCCCCCAAUAAUGUGCCCCAACCCUCUCGUUCGACUCCACAACCGGUGUCAUCGCUGGUCUCGGCGCCCCCUGCCUACCCACAGACUUCAACGCCGGAAGUCUACGGUACUCCGCAACCAGGAAUAAGCAUAGACAAGUUGAAUGAUGACAUCCAGCAGCUGAUCGUUGCGACCAAGGCUCAGUUUGCACAAGCACCUCUUGAAGCUAGUAUACAAACAAGACUGAGGGCAUUGCUGGACUUGCAGAGUCUUCUCCAGCGUUCAAACUUGAAUCAGGACCAGUUAGUGCUUAUUAAAACUCAAGUCUCUGAACUUGCCGUAAACAUCAGGGUGCCUAAUACCCAAGCGCCGGCACUCACCCCUACAUCCAUAGCACCAGUAGCAGUAGCUCCGCCCCCGCCAGUAUCGGCGCCGCCGGCGCCUGUGUCCUUAGACUCUCUCUUCGGGCAGGGGGCGCUGGCUACUCUUCUGGCUGGCGCAAAGAAGCCUGCGACUCCGCAGCAGUUCUCGACGCCACAACCGACCCAGACACCACCCCCGGCAACUCUAGGCGCCGCCAUAAGGUCGCCCGCCCAGCAGCCGGCCAAGCCUGCAGCUGCCGUCCCGGCAGACCCGAUGGCGUUGAUGGCGAUGCUGAGGCAGUCCGGCCUGCUGCCUCCGCCGCCUCCAGGGACGUCCGCGAACGCGCCACCACCACCACCACCGGGCUCCUUCCCCCAAGGCCUCUCGGGUUUAUUGUCUUCCGCCAAGGGCGCUCCAGUUCGGCAACCGGGAGAUGAGCACAGCGGAGAUAUUCAGCUAACGGCAUCAUCGCUCAAGCAGUUUCGCCCACAUCUGAUCCCGCUAAUCUACGAGGACCUCGGCCCGCCAUGUACUCAGUGCGGCAGGCGGUUCAGGACAGACGAGGAGGGGCGCAGGAAAAAGACGGCCCACAUGGACUGGCAUUUCCGAGUCCACCAGCUCAUCGCCGAGGCGGAGAAGAGGGGCCAGCACCGGAGCUGGUACGUUGACGACAAGGAAUGGGUCAAGUCGCGCGAGGCCAUCGACACGGAAUUCGUGUCAGCCCAGGCGGACGACGACGCCGGGGGGGCGGCGGGCAGCGGCGGUGGCGGGGCGGCGACCAAGGGCCCCAAGCUGCAGUACAUGGCGGUACCAGACGACCCGCAGACCAACAGCGUGUGCCCGAUCUGCCAGGAGAAGUUCGAGAUGAAGUGGCUGGACGAGGCGCAGGAGUGGGUGUGGAUGGACGCCGUCAAGGUGGGGCCGCGCGUCUACCACGCCAGCUGCCACUCCGAGGCGACCAGGGACCGAGAGAACACGCCCGAGUCGGUGCUGGGCAAGCGGAAGGCUGAGGUGAGUCCUGGCUACUGAACGGGGGGGGAGGGGCUGGUGGGGAUGAUGGUUUGGAAUUGAGCUGACUGGGGUGUAAGCAGGGUGAUCACACGCCGGGACGAGGAAAACUGAAGGUGGAGAGUUACUGAAUCGUCGGGUGCGGCAGCUUCUUUCGGAUGAUGACCUGUAAGGCAUUUGUGGGGAGGGGUGAUGACAAUCGUUCCGACCGC
Messenger RNA from Phialemonium atrogriseum, 2442 nucleotides. RefSeq lists its product as uncharacterized. The transcript is spliced from 5 exons. Gene Ontology annotation, molecular function: RNA polymerase II complex binding; mRNA binding. Gene Ontology annotation, biological process: termination of RNA polymerase II transcription. The record is from RefSeq and is a predicted model, not a curated record. Gene Ontology annotation, cellular component: cytoplasm; mRNA cleavage factor complex. The coding region runs from base 236 to 2251 and encodes 671 amino acids. Lineage: Eukaryota; Fungi; Ascomycota; Sordariomycetes; Cephalothecales; Cephalothecaceae.